GUUGUCACAAUGCCGACAGAAUCACUGUUGUCGUCGCCAUCGCCAUCGCCAUCGCCGUCUGAUGCCCCCGCUACAAGAUCGAUAGAAAUUUCACUUUCCUCUCCAUCCACUCUUGUUCUGCGUAAACGACGGCCAAAGCACACUUGCCCGCCUUAUCCAUUACCCUUAUACUGCGCCUUUUCUCGUUCACCCUCCACCUCCCACUCGCUCAUGUUACUGCUCCUGGUCGUCCUUGCCCUGUUUGCGGGCUCGGCACGUUCAGUGUUGAUCAGUACAUUUGAUAAUUGCUUAAGUGAUGACGUAGUACGCUCACCGACCGAUAUACAAUUCCACCCGUUGGUGGUUGCAGCUGCGUUUGGUACGAAAGAUAAGGACCUUUUACAGAUUACCGUUUGGGGCAACGUUACAGGGGAUAACUCUUCGAAUCCUAGGGGGAGGCAUCGGAGGGAUUUGCGUGGGAGUGAUGGGCAUUUCCAACCCAGGGCGGGGGAUUGGCCUUGGCUGGAGGCACGCCAGGAGGUCGCGAAUUCUCAAAACUUGAACGGAAGCGCCGUUACCGGUCAGCCGGGGACUUUGAAUUGGGGACUGGCCAACUUUCAAAAUCCUACGUUUGACAGCGAUGUUCAGUAUCGGAAUUCGGGUCUGAUUGUGCAUUCGGAUCAAUCUUGGCCGAAGGCUACAACUCUCCAGCCCAAGAUUCAGAUAGCAUCCUUUGACACGUCUGCUGGUGCAAUCUUCUUAUGUACAGUUACUGGGUUUCCCAAUGCCCGAGCGCCGUGUCCCUUGAAAACAACCAAGAAUAUGUCCAAGAGUGACGCGCAUAAUUUGACUGUCUUGAUGAAGGAGCUCCCCUCGUUUACAUGGGAAUACAAUUUCACGUCUGGGUACAGCUUUGCUAGCAUUGACACGACAUUCACUAUUAUUUCGGGCAACAGCGACAAGACCCUAUUUGGCUGCAUUCAUGUUGAAACUACUCCGAUGCUGGGAAAGUCUAAUGACGCAGCCCUGACAUGGGUUCCCGCAGGAGUACUAGCUUUGGUUGCUCUUGGGACCAUUCUUGCGGCUAUGUUGAAUCCCUGGGUUGGGACUACUGAUAUCUUCAGGUGGAGCAGCAACUAUGGAAUGGAUGAGGAUAUGAUACGAUUGGUUACACCUGGGUUUGCCGAUUGUCUCCAGUGGUUACAAUUCUUCGUUCUUACUGGGAGUUUAACGCUCAGCUAUCCUGGCUUUUACCAGCCCGUUGUUUCCAGAGUCGCUUGGAGUGCUUUGCUCUUCAAUACUAGUUUCUUUUCUCAUGACCCGAUUAGUCAGCGGAGAUGGGCUGGUGAUGGCCUUUACGCCCUAGAUGCCACCGCAUAUGGAUUUGAGAGAGUAGCUCAAGCUGUUGGACUGCAGACGAUUGAUGAUAUAUGGGUGUGCGUUAUGGCAUUCUUUGGUGUUGUGGCGAUAGGGACAGUUGUCAUGCCACAGCUAUGGUUUGCUGGCAAGUGGAUUGUAAGGAAGGCUAUGGGACACGAGGAAGGCGAUUUGACGAACAAGAACUUGCCGUUCACCUUUGGGAUGCUGAACCGUAUCACAUAUACUUAUUUCCUCACCCCGAUUUUGGCUGCUUCCAUCUUUGUACUUACUACCCCUGGCCGUGGCAGCAAUACUAUCGUUGCCCUUGCUGCGGCCUUGGUACUUGUCAUCAUCGCGGUCGCUGUCUUGCUCACCAUUCGCAUCUGGAGCCACAAGCCUCGGUCUACGUUGUUUGAUAAUCUUCCUACUCUGCUCACGUUCGGGACAUUCUACAAUACUUAUCGCGAAAAGAACCUCAAGUUCUUCAUUGUUCAACUGUUUGUCAACAUUAGCCGUGCAAUUGCUUUUGGUGCACUUCAACCCAGCGGGAUUGCCCAGAUUACCAUCCUGGCUAUUUGUGAGAUUGUACUAAUUCUUACAGUAUGCGGAAUCAAACCCUAUGCGCCAGCAACAUCAAUGAACGCUUGGCAAGCAAUCUUUGCUGUCAUUAGACUACUGACCAUCUUGCUUAUGAUGGCGUUUGUGCCUAGUAUGGACGCCCAAGACGCGGCAAAGAGUUGGAUCGGAUAUGUCAUUCUCGUGAUACACGCCUUGGUGCUUAUAUUCGGCUUUUUUUUCAUGGCCGUGCAAACAUUGUUGGAGUUAUUUAUUCGGGGGUGUGGUGGUACUGAUGAGGGAGAGGCGGCUAGAGGAGGACUUGCUAAAGUAUUCGGAAUGCGUCAACUUUCUCGUCGUAAGCAUAAGCAACAUCGCGGUUCAGUCGACCCUAGCAUCAUCAAUGUAUCAACACACGAUGAACAUAAAAUGUCGUCAACCCCCGAUAAUAGGCCAGCCGGAGUAGGCCCCCGCUCCCAUUCUGGAAGCUCAGCUGUAUUGCUUGGAGGACCGGGUGUGCCUACAGGAGCACCUGGAAUGAUGGACGUUGGCAAUCAGACCAACCAUCACCACUCUGGAAGCGGAAGCACUGGAUUUACAACUACAACACCCGGAACUGCUAGUAACUUUUCCUAUAUGGGUGUUGCUGCGGGACCUCCACUAGCGGUGGACACUGGUGCCACCACCGUAGCUAGUCCGUAUUAUCGGCCGCCAAGAGCGACAGGGGGAACGUACGGACUGAGGAACUCGGGCGGGGGCAGUGGGAGUGAUAAUUAUUCACCUGGGACAAGGAGUAAAGGGAGUUGGGGCAGUGGGAUGUGGGGGACGACAGAUGCGUCAGGCGGGAUGCAAAGGAGUUCACAGGGGAGUUUACCAAACGGACCCGACGAUUUGUGGAACCACGGACCAGGACCUUCCUCCGGGACUGGAACGCCACAGGGCGGCGCAGCGGACAUUUCUAGAGGAGAGCUGCAACCAUUGGCUCACAGACAUACAGAUAAUUCACUCACGGCCGGGAGCGUCAGAAACACCGCACAAACAGAUUACACGAUACGAGAGAUGGACUAUUACUAUGGAGUACGCGGACCAGCCCUCAAUGACCAACCCGGUCGGCGAUUAGGCACUGGCCCAGCAGAUCCUACCGGGCCGGUCGCUGUGACAAAGGGUUGGCUCUGGAAACGUCUAGGCUGGGGAUUUGGGGGAAAGAAAGAAACUGGUUUCAUUGUCGACCGCAGUAGCCGUGCGCCAGAAGCACUUCUAGAUGCCGAGCGAGCGGCCAAAGGUAUAGGUAUGGCUGUUACAAGUCAAACCCCACCGGUCCCCGACCAAAGCGACAGCAGUGACAGCGAUGACGACACCGGCGACGAGGAGGAGGCCGGCAAGAGCUCUAAGCGGCAUAGGCGAAGAAGAAAGACUCCAUCACCAAUGAGCCACUUGACCGGGCGUUCUAACGGCCGCCGGAAAAGCUUAUCCUUGAUCAGCCAAAACACGGACUCUGAUUCAGAAGGCGAAGACGGGGGUGAAGCUGCAGGACCUAGCUCAAGAAUGUUGGAGAAGAAACCGGCGGCGGCCUACGACGGGUCUAAUAACAUUGAGCUCCAACGCCAAGACAGCAUCAAACCUGAGGUUCCGAGAAAGUCUUCUAAGAGAAAAUCGGUAACUUAUUUGACAGCCUUUAACUCGAAUCCGCCGGUCAGUACCUCACCGCAACCACAUCAGCCACCUCUACAGCAGCAGCCAUUGCAACCAACUGGUUCCCCCGGAGGUCCGGUUCAGGCGCGCCUUCCCCACCAUCCGUACGACCCUCCACCGCUGCGUCCGUCACUGCAUCCUCGCCAUCCGCAAUACGAUACAAGAAACUUGACCCCCACACAUUACAACGGUAACCCUUCCGGUCGCCUCCCGUUCACUACUACCUCCUCUACACAAGAAGGCCAGGAGAGCACACACACGAGAAGUAUAAGUACAAGUAGUAGUCUACUCCCACCUCCACCGGAGAUUACAGCUGAUGAUAACGCGUUAAGUCGCCCGCCAUCGGUGGGCACUGUACAUCGGUACAGGAUGGAGGAUUCGUUGAGGAACUCGGACGUGGUUGAGGGGGGGCGGAGCGGGAGUUUGGUCUAUGAGGGGGGUGGGGGGUGGAGAGGCGAGGGUGGGUGGAGGUGAUUGAUUAUCCACUUCUCUUGGGUUUUUUUUUUUGUUCUUGCUUUUCCCGCCUUCUCGUGUUACGGGUUCGGCAGGGAAUGGUAAGGAUUGUAUGAAUAUAUUGUUUAGUACUCCUUUAACUAUUCUUUUCUCUUCCUUACCUAUUUACUUGCUACAAGUUUUUGGUCCUGUCCGUUGUUUCUCUACAUUUUUGGAUUUUCCCUUUUCCUCUUUACCAUUCUAACAAACUUGCCACACACAUUUCGGCGGCGGGGGUUUAUUUUUUAUUUUUAUUUUCUCUUUCAAACUGAUACUUUACCUAGCAAAAGUGGGAGUAUGGGUGUCUUUACCUUAACGUGGCUUGUUUAUUAGCUAGCUGUGGACGGGUUGAUGGGUGGGUGUAUUAUCUGGACGUAGGUGCUGCGAGGGAGUAGAACAAUUGGUGUAUAUAAGUGUAGGGAAUACAUGCGAUCCGGUUCCAA
Molecule: messenger RNA, 4520 nt
Organism: Tuber melanosporum (Perigord truffle)
Lineage: Eukaryota; Fungi; Ascomycota; Pezizomycetes; Pezizales; Tuberaceae
Exons: 3
Coding region: 211-4059 (1282 amino acids)
Biological process (GO): transmembrane transport
Source: RefSeq, a predicted model, not a curated record